AUGAAAACCCUUGGGGAAGUAUUUCAUCUUUUCGUCUGUGUCAUAUUAUCAAGAUUCAAUGCUGUAAGUUCUGUCAUGUAUGUUGAGAAUGGGAAGAGUGUGACUCUACAUCCAAAUAUACAAGGCAUUCCUGAAGACAUUUUGUUGACAUUCAAUGCAAACAAGGUGGCUGAACAUGAUUUGAUUGAAUUUCAAGAUUAUGGUCAAUUCAGAGGAAGAUCAGAGCUCCAAAUCACUACUGGGCAGCUCACUGUUUUCCGCAUGACCAGACAGGACAGUGGCAUUUAUAGGUCUGCAAUACAGAUCGAUGGAAAGCUGCAAAAUUCUGAAAAUGAAGUUCAAGUGAUUGAUGCUGUGCAGGAGCCUAAUGUGACCUGUAUACUGAACAAUAUCACAGAAUCCAAUAUAUUAUUCUGCUCAGUUUCAUCUCCGUUCCACACAACCUUUGAAUGGACUGGGUCUAAUUUGACACAACACUCUGGGCAAGAACUUCACAUCAGCAAGGAGGAGAAGCCUGAUUCAGUCUUUAUCUGCACUGAAAAUGAAGUUUGCCAAAAAAGCACCAGUUUUGCUUUGAAAGACUGCCUCACAGUUUUCCCAGAUGUGCAACAAUAA
Molecule: messenger RNA, 615 nt
Organism: Carassius carassius (crucian carp)
Lineage: Eukaryota; Metazoa; Chordata; Actinopteri; Cypriniformes; Cyprinidae
Source: RefSeq, a predicted model, not a curated record